AUGCUUCCUCCUCUAUGCAGAUCCAUAUUCACUUUUCUUCUGCUAAUUUUCCUGCUUUUUUCCACCUGGGUUUUCUCAGAAGACGACAUUAAGUGCUUGCAGGAAGUUAAAAGCUCAUUGACUGACCCAACAGGGAAGCUUAAUUCGUGGAAGUUCUCGAAUUCUUCCGUUGGAUUCAUCUGUAGUUUUGAAGGGGUUACGUGCUGGAACGACCGAGAAAAUCGGCUUCUCGGCCUGCAACUCCGGGACUCCAGUCUCGCCGGGAAAAUCCCGGCUUCUUUACAGUUCUGCCACAACCUCCAGAGUCUCGAUCUCUCUAGUAAUGCCCUCUCCGGUUCGAUCCCACCUCAAAUUUGUACUUGGUUGCCUUAUUUGGUUACUUUAGAUUUGUCCCAUAAUGAAUUUUCUGGUGAAAUCCCUGCUGAUCUCGCCAAUUGCACGUAUUUGAAUAACUUGAUUUUGGAUGAUAAUAGAUUGUCUGGGAAUAUUCCGAUUCAGUUUUCGAGUUUAGGAAGGUUGAGAAGGUUUACUGUUGCUAAUAAUGAUUUAUCUGGGAGAGUCCCCGAGUUUAAUUAUGAUUUGGAGCUUGAUUUUGGUGGGAACAGUGGACUUUGUGGAGGAUCUUUGGGAAAAUGUGGGGGGCCUGGGGGCUUGAGUAAGAAGAAUUUGGCAAUUAUUAUAGCGGCCGGGGUUUUUGGUGCGGCAGGUUCUCUGUUGUUAGGGUUUGGUUUAUGGUGGUGGUGUUUUAGUAAGAAAAGAAAGAGGGGAUAUGGGAUUGAAGGGAGAGAUGAAGCUAGCAGUUGGGUUGAAAGAUUGAGUGCUCACAAGCUUACUCAAGUUAUGUUGUUUCAAAAACCACUAGUGAAGGUUAAGUUGGCAGAUUUAUUGGCGGCCACGAAUGGUUUUAGCGCGGAAAAUGUUAUCGUCUCGACUAGUACGGGGACGACGUACAAGGCGGUUUUGCCGGACGGGUCGGCACUUGCGAUUAAGUGGCUUAAUACUUGUAAGAUGGGGGAGAAACAGUUUGGGCUGGAGAUGAAUAGGUUAGGGCAACUUAGGCAUCCAAAUUUGGUGCCUCUAUUGGGGUUUUGCUUGGUGGAGGAGGAGAAGCUCUUGGUUUAUAAGCAUCUGUCUAAUGGGACUUUGUUUUCGAUUUUGAAUCGUAAUGCGGUUGCUUUGGAUUGGACAACAAGAUUUAGAAUCGGUUUGGGCGCUGCACGAGGACUUGCGUGGCUUCAUCAUGGUUGCGAUCCUCCUAUAUUGCAUCAAAACAUUAGCUCCAACAUUAUUCUCCUCGAUGAGGAUUUUGAUCCUAGGAUAAUGGACUUUGGUUUGGCAAGACUCUUGACUUCUUCAGAAUCUGAUGAGAGCAGUUUCAUCAAUGGGGAUUCAGGUGAAUUUGGAUAUGUAGCUCCUGAGUACUCGAGCACAAUGGUAGCUUCUCUUAAAGGGGAUGUUUACAGUUUUGGGGUUGUACUUCUCGAGUUAGCAACGGGACAAAAAGCUCUUGAAGUCAGUAUGUCCGGGGAACGAUUUAAAUGUAAUUUAGUGGAUUGGGUACACCAGCUCUCGGGUUCUGCUCGAAUCAAAGAUGCUAUCGAUAAAAGCCUGUGCGGAAAGGGCAAUGACGAGGACAUCGUGCGAUUCUUGAGAAUAGCAUGUAAUUGUGUCAUUUCUCGGUCCAGGGAUAGGUGGUCAAUGUAUCAAGUCUAUGAAUCAUUGAAAAGCAUGGCCGAGGAACACGGUUUCUCAGAACAAUACGACGAAUUUCCUCUACUAUUUCGAAAAGAAGAUACGAAAAGUCCCAUUUGA
Molecule: messenger RNA, 1812 nt
Organism: Fraxinus pennsylvanica
Lineage: Eukaryota; Viridiplantae; Streptophyta; Magnoliopsida; Lamiales; Oleaceae
Source: the annotation of a GenBank genome assembly